GAUUGGGAGCGAGAACUACAGCCCGUGCGUGCGCGGUACCCCGCCUUCUGUCCAAAUUGAUCUGUUCCUUGCACCUAAGUAAACGCUAUGUCAGGUUGGGAGUCUUAUUACAAAAACGAAGGCGAUGAAGAAGAAGAAGAAGAAGAGGGCCUUGAAGCAGGUGGAGAAUAUACAUAUUCAGGAAGAGAUAGUUUGAUUUUUUUGGUUGAUGGUUCUAAGGCCAUGUUUGAAUCUCAGAGUGAAGUUGAACUGACUCCUUUUGACAUGAGCAUCCAGGAGUUGGAUAAUCCAGGUGCUAAGCGAGUGCUUGAGCUCGACCAGUUUAAGGGGGAGCAGGGGAAAAAACAUUUCCAAGAUCUCAUUGGCCAUGGAUCUGACUACUCACUAAGUGAAGUGCUGUGGGUCUGUGCCAACCUCUUUAGCGAUGUCCAGGUCAAGAUGAGCCAUAAGAGGAUCAUGCUGUUCACCAAUGAAGAUGACCCCCAUGGCAAUGACAGUGCCAGAGCCAGCCGGGCCAGGACCAAAGCUGGGGAUCUCCGUGACACAGGUAUCUUCCUGGACUUGAUGCACCUGAAGAAACGUGGGGGCUUUGACAUAUCCUUGUUCUACCGAGAUAUCAUCAGCAUAGCAGACGAUGAGGACCUAGGGGUUCACUUUGAAGAGUCGAGCAAGCUGGAAGACCUGUUGAGGAAGGUUCGAGCCAAGGAGACCAAGAAGCGCAUGCUCUCCAGCCUGAAGCUUAAACUCAGCAAAGAUAUAGCGCUCACUGUUGGCAUUUAUAAUCUGGUCCAGAAGGCUUACAGACCUCCUCCAGUGAGACUUUAUCGGGAAACCAAUGAACCAGUGAAAACCAAGACCCGGACAUUUAAUGUGAACACAGGCAGUUUGCUUCUGCCUAGUGACACCAAGAGGUCUCAGAUCUAUGGGAAUCGUCAGAUUGUGCUAGAGAAAGAGGAAACAGAAGAGCUGAAACGGUUUGAUGAACCAGGUUUGAUUCUCAUCGGUUUCAAGCCCUUGAUAAUGCUGAAGAAGCACCAUUACCUGAGGCCCUCCCUAUUUGUGUACCCCGAGGAGUCCCUGGUAAAUGGGAGCUCAACUCUGUUCAGUGCUCUACUCACCAAGUGUCUGGAGAAGGAGGUCAUGGCGGUGUGCAGAUACACCCCCCGUCGGAACACCCCUCCUUAUUUUGUGGUCUUGUUGCCACAGGAAGAGGAGCUGGAUGACCAGAAAAUUCAGGUGACUCCCCCAGAUGACACAGAUGCAGAGCCAGGUAAAGCUGCCAAAUAUGGUUGUGCAGUGCACAACAUAAGUGAUGCCUUUGAGAACCCAGUGCUGCAGCAGCACUUCAGAAACCUGGAGGCCUUGGCUUUGGAUUUGAUGGAGCCUGAACAGGCAGUGGAUUUGACACUGCCUAAAACUAAAGCAAUAGAUAAGAGACUUGGCCCCCUGGUGGAUGAGUUUAAGGAGCUUGUCUACCCACCUGAUUAUAAUCCUGAAGAAAAAGUUUCCAAGAGGAAACAAGAUGAUGAAGGUUCUGGAAGCAAAAGACCCAAAGUGGAGUUAUCUGAAGAGGAGCUGAAGGCCCAUGUCAGCAAGGGCACGCUGGGUAAGCUCACUGUGCCCAUGCUGAAGGAAGUCUGCAAGGUGUAUGGGCUGAAGGGUGGGUUGAAGAAGCAGGAGCUGAUGAACAUGCUCACUGAGCACUUCCAGAAGAACUGACCAGAGACUGAACAGCUAGCCACCCUUCUGUACUAUUGCCAGGCUGCCUGGGUUGUUCUCAUCAAGUUAAAACCUGUUUCUUCUGGGCCAGGAAGAGUCUGUCUGAUAGAAGCCAGGAACUUUACAUUUAUGAGACUUUCUGUUGCCAUGGAGACAGCA
This is a messenger RNA of Puma concolor (puma), 1878 nucleotides long. The record is from RefSeq and is a predicted model, not a curated record. Lineage: Eukaryota; Metazoa; Chordata; Mammalia; Carnivora; Felidae.